AUGGCUUUUUUGUCUUUUGGUAAGAGGUUAAGGGCAAAGCAAAGAAAAGGAGGCGUCUUGAUUAGGUAUGCGCGUGGCAUCGCCGUAACCAUUACCGUUGUUAAUCAAUUCCGACACUUAAACCUAUUAAGGACCUUAAUCCAUCUCUCUUCACAUGGCAGAUCGUCUCUCUCUACUCUCUUCUCCGACCACCACCAUAGGAAAUAUCAUCAAGUUGGUGUUGUGAAUCGGAGCUUUAGCUCGACCAAAUGCUCAGCUUCGGAUCCUGAUCAAUUGAAGAAUGCUAGAGAAGAUAUCAAAGAGCUCCUCAACACCAAGUUUUGCCAUCCAAUUUUGGUUCGUUUGGGUUGGCAUGAUGCUGGUACGUACAACAAGAACAUCAAGGAGUGGCCUCAGAGAGGUGGAGCUAAUGGGAGUUUGAGAUUCGAGAUUGAGCUUAAGCAUGCUGCUAAUGCUGGUCUUGUAAAUGCUUUGAAACUGAUUGAGCACAUCAAAGAAAAAUACUCUGGGAUCACUUAUGCUGAUCUAUUCCAAUUGGCUAGUGCUACUGCUAUAGAGGAAGCUGGAGGACCCAAAAUACCAAUGAAAUAUGGAAGAGUUGAUGUCUCUAGUCCUAAUGAAUGUCCUGAAGAAGGAAGGCUCCCUGACGCUGGCCCUCCUUCACCCGCUAAUCAUCUCAGAGAAGUUUUUUACAGAAUGGGACUAGAUGAUAAGGACAUAGUUGCAUUAUCUGGUGCCCACACCUUAGGGAGAUCUAGGCCAGAACGUAGUGGUUGGGGAAAGUCAGAGACGAAAUACACGAAAGAUGGACCGGGGGCACCAGGAGGACAGUCAUGGACACCGGAGUGGUUGAAGUUUGACAAUUCCUACUUCAAAGAAAUCAAGGAAAAGAGAGAUGAAGAUCUCCUUGUCCUACCUACUGAUGCUGCCCUCUUUGAGGAUUCUUCUUUCAAGGUCUACGCAGAGAAGUAUGCUGUCGAUCAGGAUGCAUUCUUCAAGGAUUACGCUGAAUCCCAUGCAAAGCUCAGUAAUCUUGGAGCAAAAUUUAACCCUCCUGAGAUAUCAGUUUUGUUUGGAACUGGAGGAGGCUCCAUUGGCGAACGAAUUUGCUGGAAUGACUUGGUGAUUUUAGAAAAUGUAGUUCAAUAA
Arabis nemorensis is the source of this 1149-nucleotide messenger RNA. The record is from the annotation of a GenBank genome assembly. NCBI's taxonomy places the organism in Eukaryota, Viridiplantae, Streptophyta, Magnoliopsida, Brassicales, Brassicaceae.